Messenger RNA from Monodelphis domestica (gray short-tailed opossum), 1206 nucleotides. It is a transcript of the gene RPS2, whose product is annotated as ribosomal protein S2. Gene Ontology annotation, cellular component: cytosolic small ribosomal subunit; ribosome. Gene Ontology annotation, biological process: translation. Gene Ontology annotation, molecular function: structural constituent of ribosome; RNA binding. The record is from RefSeq and is a predicted model, not a curated record. NCBI's taxonomy places the organism in Eukaryota, Metazoa, Chordata, Mammalia, Didelphimorphia, Didelphidae.
ACGUGAGUGGUCCUAUGUCUUUGUAGCGGGGGUAGGGAGGAUGCGGCGGGAGGGAGCUUAGGAGUUAUCCCAGAGUGGACGGGAAGAAUCCACGGGCAUCGGCGCCACGCUUCCCCGAGGAGAGGUUCCCCUGCUUGAUUUGGUUUGUCGCUCUGCACUGCGGGUCGGGGCCAAGCCUAUUUAGCGCUCUUGCGCUACUCGCGGAAGUUCGGGCCGAGCAGCCGUUGGGCCCGGCGCUUGCUUAGGGGCUGCCACCGCUGGUACUCCCUCGGCGCCUCAAAUGGCGGACGACGCCGGUGCUGCGGGAGGAGCGGGAGGCCCCGGGGGCCCUGGAGUCGGAGGCCGAGGUGGUUUCCGCGGUGGCUUCGGCAGCGGGGGCCGAGGUCGUGGUCGGGGCCGUGGGCGAGGCCGGGGUCGUGGCCGUGGGGCCCGGGGAGGAAAGGCCGAAGACAAGGAGUGGGUUCCUGUCACUAAGCUGGGACGGCUGGUCAAGGAUAUGAAGAUCAAGUCUUUGGAAGAGAUCUAUCUUUUCUCCCUUCCUAUCAAGGAGUCUGAGAUCAUAGAUUUCUUCCUGGGGCCCUCAUUGAAGGAUGAGGUUCUGAAGAUCAUGCCUGUUCAGAAACAGACCAGAGCUGGACAACGUACCAGGUUUAAGGCUUUUGUAGCCAUUGGUGACUACAAUGGCCAUGUUGGCUUGGGUGUCAAGUGCUCCAAGGAAGUGGCCACAGCUAUUCGUGGUGCUAUUAUUCUGGCCAAGCUGUCCAUUGUUCCUGUGAGACGUGGCUACUGGGGAAACAAGAUUGGCAAGCCUCACACAGUGCCCUGUAAGGUCACUGGUCGUUGUGGAUCAGUUCUGGUGCGCUUGAUCCCAGCCCCCAGAGGUACUGGCAUUGUCUCGGCUCCUGUACCUAAAAAACUGCUGAUGAUGGCUGGAAUUGAUGAUUGCUACACUUCUGCUAGGGGCUGUACUGCUACUCUGGGCAACUUUGCCAAAGCUACUUUUGAUGCCAUCUCCAAAACAUACAGCUACCUAACCCCAGACCUGUGGAAAGAGACUGUUUUCACCAAGUCUCCCUAUCAGGAAUUCACUGACCAUCUUGUAAAGACUCACACUCGAGUGUCUGUCCAGAGGACCCAAGCAGCUGCUGUGGCCACCACAUAAAUUUUUUUUUAUAAAACAAGGAAUAAAUUGAACUCUGCCUGCUA